AUGCACAUAAAAGAGAUAUGUUUGGAAGGUUUCAAAUCAUACGCAACGAGGACGGUGGUGUCUGGUUUCGAUCCGCAUUUCAACGCGAUAACUGGUUUGAAUGGAUCUGGUAAAUCCAACAUCCUCGAUUCAAUCUGUUUCGUUCUUGGUAUCACCAAUCUUCAACAAGUUCGAGCUGCUAAUCUCCAAGAGCUUGUUUACAAGCAAGGACAAGCUGGGAUUACUAAAGCUACUGUUUCGGUUACCUUUGACAAUUCCGAGAGACACAGAAGCCCUCUCGGUUACGAGGAGCAUCCGGAGAUUACUGUGACUAGACAAAUUGUAGUUGGUGGUCGAAACAAGUAUUUGAUAAAUGGGAAGCUUGCACAACCAAGUCAAGUCCAGAAUCUUUUCCACUCAGUGCAGCUUAAUGUCAACAAUCCACACUUUCUCAUCAUGCAAGGGAGAAUCACCAAAGUCUUGAACAUGAAACCUCCCGAGAUUCUAUCCAUGCUUGAGGAAGCUGCUGGAACAAGAAUGUAUGAAAACAAGAAAGAAGCUGCAUUGAAAACGCUUGAGAAAAAGCAAACAAAAGUUGAUGAGAUAAACAAGCUUUUAGAUCAUGAGAUAUUGCCGGCUUUAGAGAAACUGAGGAAAGAAAAAGCGCAGUAUAUGCAGUGGGCUAAUGGUAAUGCAGAAUUGGAUCGACUAAAGAGGUUCUGRAUUGCRUURGAGUAUGUUCAAGCAGAGAAGAUCAGAGACAAUGCUYUUCAUGGGGUUGAAGAAAUAAAGGCSAAACUCACUAAUAUUGACGAGGAAGKAGAGAAGACACAAGUAGAAGUACAGGAAAUUGAGAAACAAAUAAAAGCUCUGACUCGGGCAAAGGAAGCCAGCAUGGGGGGAGAAGUAAAAACUCUGUCAGAGAAAGUGGAUUCACUGUCUCAAGAAAUGACACGUGAAUCAUCAAAACUUAGCAAUAAGGAGGACACUCUUGUGGGAGAAAAAGAGAAUGCUGAAAAGAUUGUUUAUAAUAUAGAAGAUCUGAAGAAAUUGGUAAAAGAGAGAGCCUCUGCUGUGAAGAAGUCUGAGGAAGGAGCGGCAGACCUAAAACGAAGAUUCCAGGAACUCUCCACCACAUUGGAAGAGUGUGAAAAGGAGCACCAGCUGGUAAGAGUAGUGGAGAUGAAGAGAAAUGCUUAG
Messenger RNA from Arabis nemorensis, 1179 nucleotides. The record is from the annotation of a GenBank genome assembly. Lineage: Eukaryota; Viridiplantae; Streptophyta; Magnoliopsida; Brassicales; Brassicaceae.